Molecule: messenger RNA, 3629 nt
Organism: Otolemur garnettii (small-eared galago)
Lineage: Eukaryota; Metazoa; Chordata; Mammalia; Primates; Galagidae
Gene: ZMYM1
Product: zinc finger MYM-type containing 1
Exons: 9
Coding region: 104-3385 (1093 amino acids)
Molecular function (GO): zinc ion binding; protein dimerization activity
Source: RefSeq, a predicted model, not a curated record
GGCGCCGCGAGUGACUCUGAGAGAUUUUAGAAUCUGGAAACUGUUCCCCAGGAAGAAUCCCAUUAGUCUGGAACUGGCGGAUUCCUUUGCAUCAGAUACUCAAAUGAAGGAACCACCGUUAGAUGGUGAAUGUGACAAGGCAGUGGCACCACAGCUGGGGCUGCUAAAAGAAAUUAAGACAGAACCCGACAAUGCUCAAGAGUAUUGUCAAGCCCAACAGACCAAAACUCAGGAGAGUGAACUGAAAACAAACACUGUGUUUUCAGACAGUGCUUCACAGUUAACUACAGGCACUCAGCUUUCUCUGGCAUCUCCUGGCGUGAAUAAAAUGCUUCCUUCGGUUUCAGCCACAGCUAUUCAGGUUUCCUGUUCUGGCUGCAAAAAAAUUCUCCAGAAGGGACAAACUGCUUAUCAGAGGAAAGGAUCUACUCAGCUUUUUUGCUCUACCCCAUGCAUCAGUGAAUACAUUUCAUCUGCCAGUUCACCAGCUCCUACCAAGAGAACUUGUUCAAACUGCUCAAAAGACAUUUUAAAUUCAAAGGAUAUAAUCACUAUCCAGCUGGAAGAUACUAGCUCUAGCAGAAAUUUUUGCAGCCCAUCUUGUCUCUUAUCGUAUGAAGAAAAAAGGAAACCAUUUGUUACCAUCUGCUCUAAUAGCGAUCUGACCAAGUGCAGCAUGUGUCAGAAGACUGCUGUUAUUCAGUAUGAAGUAAAAUAUCAAAAUGUGAAACAUAGUCUUUGCAGUGGUGCCUGUUUUUCAAAGUUUCACUCUGCUAACAACCUCAUCAUGAACUGUUGUGAGAACUGUGGAGCUUAUUGUUACACCAGCUCUAGUGUGUUCCAGAUAUUUCAGAUGGAAGGACCAGCCCAGAACUGUAGCAGUUCAAAGAAUAUUACAGCAUAUAAGCAGAAACCAGCCAAACCACUUACAUCUGGUCCUUGCAAAUCAUUGAAACCCUCAGAUGAAAUGAUUGAGACUACCAAUGACUUGGGGAAGACAGAACUUUUCUGCUCUUUUAAUUGUUUCUCUGCAUACAAUAAACCUAAGAUGGAAUCUUCUACAGGUACAGUUUCUUCAGUAAUGGCAAAUAUCACUGAGGAUAGUUCUUCACCCAGUGAGUCAAGCAGUAGUGGUGUGGAACAGCCAAGCCUUUCACCAUCUUUGUCAGUACUCCGUCAACUUACAGUUGGUUCCAGUACAGAAGUACAAAAGGAUAAAGGAUCAAACCAGGAUCCAGGAUACAAUAUGAAAUCUAUGAAUGUAAGUGAUGGACUGUGUCACCGAGAAUUUACGUCCAAAGUGCAAAAAGUUAAAGGUAAAUCACGAAGGAUUAAAAAAUCUUGUGCAAAUUUUCAGCAUUUGCAAGACAAUAUUAAAAAAGAUAUGACAUUUUGUUAUUCAUGCCAGUUGUUCUGUCAAAACAAUUUUAGCUAUGGAAGAAAGUCAUUUGCAACUCCUAAUUGGAAAAAAACUCUGGAAAAAUUCAGGAAACAUGAAAAAAGUGAAAUGCAUUUGAAGUCAUUGAAAUUCUGGCGGCAUUAUCAGUUUUGUGAUGAAACUGUUGAUGAUAAUUUAUCUGUUCAUUCAAAACAGAUUGAGAGAAAUAAAAAAUACCUAAAGUUAAUAAUUGAAAAUAUUUUAUUUCUUGGAAAGCAGUGUUUACCUUUAAGGGGAAAGGACCAGUCUAUUUCAUAUGUGAAUAAAGGCAAUUUUUUGGAACUGUUAGAAAUCAGAGCAAAAGAUAAAGGAGAAGAAAUAUUUCAACUUACGAAUUCACAAGUUGACUUCUAUAAUAGUACACAAAUUCAAAGUGAUAUUAUUGAAAUAAUCAAGACUGAAAUGUUGCAGGAUAUUGUGAAUGAGAUCAAAGACUGCUCAGCCUUUUCCAUAAUAUGUGAUGAGGUAACUGAUGGAGGAACUAAAGAACAGCUUUCAGUUUGUGUAAGAUACCCACAGAAAUCACCAAACGCUGUCUUCAUUAAAGAAAGAUUCUUGGGUUUUGUUGAUACCGGAGAGAUGACUGGGACCCCCUUACAUGAUACUGUCAAAACUUACCUAGAGCAACUUGGAGUUGAUUUGAAUAAAAUGCAUGGCCAGGCCUAUGAUAGUACCACUAAUUUGAGGAUAAAAUUUAGUAAAAUUGCAGCAGAAUUCAAAAAGGAAAAACCAAGAGCUUUAUACAUACAUUGUUAUGCACACUUUUUGGAUUUAGCAGUAAUUAGGUUUUGUAAAGAAGUAAAAGAACUCCGAAGUACUCUAAAUGCUCUCAGUUCUUUGUUCAACACUAUUCAUAUGUCUGGAGAAAUGUUGGCAGAUUUUCAGAACAUUUGUAAGCUAAGUCAAAACAAAACAUGCAAGAAACACAUAUCCCAAUCAUGCUGGACGGUCCAUGAGCGCACCUUACUAUCUGUGAUCGACAAUCUCCCAGAGAUUAUUGAAAUGUUGGAGGUCAUGUCGAGCCAUUAUGCAAACUUGACUCUGGCUGAUGAAUUGAGUGAUUUGCUGAGAUUGGUUUCCAGAUUUGAAUUUGUCUUCUGUUUGAAAUUUCUCUAUCGAGUGCUAAGUGUUACAAGAAUUCUUUCCAAAGAGCUUCAGAGUAAAACCAUAGACAUUUUUUCUCUAUCUUCAAAAAUAGAAGCAAUUUUGGAAUGUUUAUUAUCUGAAAGAAAUGAUAUAUAUUUCAAAACUAUUUGGGAUGAAGCGGAGGAAAUAUGUCAAAAAAUAACCUGUAAAGGUUUUGAAGUUGAAAAACCCUCUCUUCAGAAAAGAAGAAAAAUUCAGAAAACAAUAGAUCUUGGCAAUUCAGAUAGUAUGUUUUUUCCUACUUCAGCAGAAGAACUAUAUAGAGUUAAUAUUUAUUACCAAGGAUUGGAUACUGUAUUACAAAAUUUAAAAUUAUGUUUUUCAGAGUUUGAUUAUUACAAAAUAAAGCAAAUUUCAGAACUAUUACUUAAAUGGAAUGAACCAUUAAAUGAAACAACAGCCAAAAAUGUUCAAGAAUUUUAUAAACUUGAUGCAGACAUUAUCCCAGAGCUUAGAUUUUAUCGGCAUUAUGCAAAGCGUAACUUUGUUGUAGAUAAUGAUUGCCUCAACUUCGUCAGUCUCGGCUAUUUAUUUAUCCAACAUGGUCUUCACAAUAAUAUUCCUUACAUCUCAGAGCUGCUAUUUAUUGCUUUGUCUUGGCCAAUUACUUCACCAAGUACAGAAAACUCAUUAUCUGUACUGCCUCGUCUUAAAACAUAUUUAUGUCAUACGAUGGGCCAAGAGAAGAUUAGUUCCCUGGCCUUAAUGGCUGUUGAGCAGGAAUUGGUAAAUAAACUCAUGGAGCCUGAAAGACUCAAUGGAAUUGUGGAAAAGUUUAUCAGGCAGAUCAAAGACACAUAAAAAGACAGAAUGAUAUAUAGACUGAUAUACCGAUACACCUCCUUUAGGACUCAGUUCCUCCCUGGAGUAUUACCUGUUCCUUAAAUAUCUUUCCAGAGAUAUUUGUUAUAAGUGGUACUGUAAAAUGCACACUGUUCUUCCACAUAACAUAUUUUUGAAAUUGUCCCAUAUCAAUACAUAAAGAGUUAUUGAUUUUUUUUUACAACUGCAGAUUUCAUUGUGUGAAUGAAUGUACCAUAAUAUA